AAGUGCGCCGCCCGUGGCAGCACAGGUACCGGAUAAGGACUCUGCACACCCCCAAUUUUGUGUAUGUGGUCGGAGGAAGGGCCCGGGUCCUCUGUACCUCUCCAAGCAAGGUGCUGGCCACGGUUCAACUCUGGCGAGCUGCUCGGAAGUCCCUGACAAGAAGGUGCCAACCGCGGGGGGUCGAGCUCGUACCCGCCCCACCCAGGCUGCGGCGGCGUGGGGAGGAAGCGCACCCAGGCCGAGUGCAAAAGUUUCCUUUUCUGCUUUCCAGUUAGAGAAGCUUCAACCAACCGAGGGUGGGGAUGUCUGACUUCAACUGGAAGAGAACCCGGGAGCCAAAGGGGUUAAAAUAAGCGAAUUACCGGGAAAACAAACAAAAAACUCCCCACCACUAGCCAUGGGCAGCCGAGAUCACCUGUUUAAAGUGCUGGUGGUGGGGGACGCCGCGGUGGGUAAGACGUCACUGGUCCAGCGCUACUCCCAGGACAGCUUCAGCAAGCACUACAAGUCUACCGUGGGAGUGGAUUUUGCUCUGAAGGUUCUCCAGUGGUCCGACUCAGAAAUGGUGCGGCUCCAGCUGUGGGAUAUUGCAGGGCAGGAGCGUUUCACAUCCAUGACACGACUCUACUACCGAGAUGCUUCUGCCUGUGUCAUCAUGUUUGAUGUCACCAAUGCCACUACUUUCAGCAACAGCCAACGAUGGAAACAGGAUCUGGACAGCAAGCUCACACUGCCCAGCGGGGAGCCAGUGCCCUGCUUGCUCUUGGCUAACAAGAGUGAUCUGUCCCCUUGGGCAGUGAGCCGGGACCAGAUUGACCGGUUCAGCAAAGAGAACGGUUUUACAGGCUGGACAGAAACAUCAGUCAAGGAGAACAAAAAUAUCAAUGAGGCCAUGAGAGUCCUCGUGGAAAAGAUGAUGAACAAUUCUAGAGAAGAUAUAAUGUCUUCGUCCACCCAAGGGAACUACAUCAAUCUCCAGACCAAACCCUCCCCAGGCUGGACAUGCUGCUAGCUCGCCUUCCUCUCCAGGUCUCUCAGCCAUUCCAUCUCCUCCUGUUGGCUGCUCACCUGGCCUAAAAAUUCUGUUGAGAGUAUUUGACCUGUUUCUUGCCAACUGCCUAGAAAGGAACCCCACUGUGACUUGGGAAUGACUGCCUGGAACCCAGAUGCAUUUGUUGUUCCCGAAUGUUGUCUGUGACUUGCUGACAGCCCGUGUCCUCUAGUCAGUGUUUCCUGUAUGACAAUGAUCACCUCAUUCUUCCACUGUCAGAUGAGUUUCUGGGAAGGAAUAAAAAUUAGCACUUGUGCACUGUGUUUGGUGAUGCCGGGGAUUAGCCUCAGAGCCUUGUUCUCACUAGGUAAGCACCCACCCCACGUCACACCAUGCAGGUGACAUACAAAGCAUACAAAGUAAAUAAGUAAAUAUAUAAAAAGUAGAAAUAAAGUAAUUAUAAAGA
Rattus rattus (black rat) is the source of this 1457-nucleotide messenger RNA. It is a transcript of the gene Rab29, whose product is annotated as RAB29, member RAS oncogene family. The transcript is spliced from 5 exons. Gene Ontology annotation, molecular function: GTP binding; GTPase activity. Gene Ontology annotation, biological process: vesicle-mediated transport. The record is from RefSeq and is a predicted model, not a curated record. Gene Ontology annotation, cellular component: trans-Golgi network; vesicle; Golgi apparatus. NCBI's taxonomy places the organism in Eukaryota, Metazoa, Chordata, Mammalia, Rodentia, Muridae. The coding region runs from base 398 to 1012 and encodes 204 amino acids.